AUGGUGGUGGGGCGUUCUACGACAUGGGCCUACGUCAGAAUCAUCUCCGGCACCAUUCUCGGUGGCGCCCUCGGCUUCUACGUCAUGGACCGCCUCGAGAAAAGUUACAAGGAGAAGAUGAACGAGAGACUGAGGAAGUAUCAAAAUGAUUUGAAGAUGAAAGAGGAGAAGGUGAACGAGUUUGCAGAAGAGUCUCUUUAG
Messenger RNA from Fragaria vesca subsp. vesca, 201 nucleotides. RefSeq lists its product as uncharacterized. The record is from RefSeq and is a predicted model, not a curated record. The transcript is spliced from 2 exons. NCBI's taxonomy places the organism in Eukaryota, Viridiplantae, Streptophyta, Magnoliopsida, Rosales, Rosaceae. Bases 1 to 201 code for a protein of 66 amino acids.